Messenger RNA from Hirsutella rhossiliensis, 294 nucleotides. RefSeq lists its product as uncharacterized. Lineage: Eukaryota; Fungi; Ascomycota; Sordariomycetes; Hypocreales; Ophiocordycipitaceae. The coding region runs from base 1 to 294 and encodes 97 amino acids. The record is from RefSeq and is a predicted model, not a curated record. The transcript has 3 exons.
AUGCUCGUCACCAAGGCUCUCGCUCUGGCCUUUGCCGCCCUCGUCACGGCCGCGCCCCCCCAACCCGGCUUCAAGGGCGACAAGUUCAUGGUGAGCCUCAACUCCGGCUCGUCCAGCACUGCCAUCGCCGGCUUCAAAGUACGCUCCGUCGAGGUCGAUAACCGCGGCCAGUGCAGCCUGUAUCGGGGCGAGCAAUGCGACGGCGACGAGAGGUUAUUUACCCAGAGCGAGAUGCACAUGGACGACAACCAGUGGCGGUCUGUUAACUGCACCCGCGGACGCCGCCAGGAAUAG